This is a messenger RNA of Leishmania mexicana MHOM/GT/2001/U1103, 669 nucleotides long. RefSeq lists its product as hypothetical. Bases 1 to 669 code for a protein of 222 amino acids. The record is from RefSeq and is a predicted model, not a curated record. NCBI's taxonomy places the organism in Eukaryota, Euglenozoa, Kinetoplastea, Trypanosomatida, Trypanosomatidae. The transcript has a single exon.
AUGUCAAGCUAUCGAAGCGAUGUCGAUCCCUUCAAGGAGAUUCGCGUCUUUCCGCGCGAGGCGGCCCAACUGCGCCACCAUCUCAGCCGCAUCAACCACGCAUUACAAACCAAGUACUUCGUGGCGGCGGAGCUGUCGGAGCUGGCACUGCAGCCGGACAGGUCGGAUGAGUUCCUGGCCCUCUACAAGGCAGAGAUCCACCGCGUGGUGGCGAAGCUCAACACGAACGCGAAGAAGCAGUACACCGUGACGGUGGACCCGCUGCGGCUGACGACUGGAUUCGAGUUCAAGCGCGGUGCGGACCGCAAGGGCAAUCUCGGGACAGCUGUCGCUGCAGCGACUGUCGAGGGGUUGACGUCCCCCGGCAUAGAUGCAAAGUGGACUGCAUCUCUCGUGGAGACAAGCAGGCUGCUCGCCCAACAGCACGCCAUCGACUCCAACCGUCAGGCGCUCUCGACCGCAUUACAGUCAACGCCAUCGUCGCAGCAAGCGCAGGGCUUGAAAGGAGGUGGCGCCGCGGCAGCUGCGGGCAGUGAUGGGAUCGGCGAUGCCUCCACCUGUGCCAUUGACUCCGAUGUGCGCAAAGCCAACAAAGAGAGCUUCUUGUUUAGCACCCCACCAGAGUUCACAGGAUUUGCCCCGGCAGGUGCCUCACCUGGGGCGCCAUAA